AUGCAGCUCGGCAAGGGCGCGCGGCCGGGCGGCGCAACAAUAUCUGCUGGCAGCUUGCCGCAAUUGGAUAAAGCUCUCGGUGAUCACCCAAUCAUGGCAGUUUGGACGGAGUACCUGGCUUUGGCGGUCGCCAUUGCGAUCCCCGUCGGAGGCGGGUUCCUAGGGUCACUCUUUAACGGGAGCCCAGACGAUUGGUACAAGCACCUAGACAAGCCCUCUUGGACACCCCCGGGUUGGGUGUUCCCCGUUAUGUGGACCACCUUGUACCUCUUGAUGGGCAUUGCCUCGUGGCUCGUGUAUAAGAAAGGAGGUUUUCAGGCGCAAUCACUCCCUCUGGGCGUCUACGCGCUGCAGCUUCUACUGAACUUCUCCUGGACUCCCCUCUUCUUCGGACUUCACCGAAUGGACAUCGCCUUUGCUGAGAUCAUCGCACUGUGGCUGUCGAUCGCUGCGACGAUCUACCUGUUCCACAGCGUGGAUCCGACGGCGGGUUAUCUGUUGACCCCGUACAUUGCGUGGGUCACCGUCGCUGCCGCCCUCAAUUGGACGAUUUGGUCCAUGAACCCGGGAAUGAAUGGAGUCGCCACGUCCGACCCUGCGUUCCGUGGCUUUGUAUCUUCAAGCUAGUCCUACUAGAAUCUUGUGAUUAUCCGUCUCUUGUGCAAAAGAGCAGUCUGCUCACAUUGAAUAGACACUCUGGCAACUUGGACCGAGAGCGGCUAGUUGUGCGCAUCUUGCACUGCACCAGGACCUUAGGACGACUGCUUGUAGACCUUUGAAGCGGGCAUGCAUCGGGUUCUGAUAAGAGCACUUGGUGCAGCUGUGCCGCGGCCGUACCUGUGGUCAACUGGCAGUACGUUUCAAUCUACUCUUAUAUGACCAUUCGGCGGCAGUUUGCAAAUGUUAAGAGGUUGCCAGUUUGCCGCUCCUUCAAUGUCUUAGUCGAAGGGACGGCGUGGGGUCCUUACUAAUUGUGCCCACA
Molecule: messenger RNA, 982 nt
Organism: Klebsormidium nitens
Lineage: Eukaryota; Viridiplantae; Streptophyta; Klebsormidiophyceae; Klebsormidiales; Klebsormidiaceae
Source: the annotation of a GenBank genome assembly